Molecule: messenger RNA, 1104 nt
Organism: Durusdinium trenchii
Lineage: Eukaryota; Dinophyceae; Suessiales; Symbiodiniaceae
Source: the annotation of a GenBank genome assembly
AUGGCCGCCUUUGAUCAGCUGCCCCAAGCGGCUUCGGAUGACUCUUCGGAUGUCCAAGAGAGUGUGUGGCAAGAGUUGGAAGAGAAGCAACUCUUGGGGCCGAAGACGAGGUGGUGGGUCCAGCACUUCUGCUCCGCUCGCCCUGGGUCACUUUGGGCUUUGGCCACAUUGGCUUUAUGCAUCUAUGCGGUGGUGCGGCCAAACGAAGACAUGUCCAACGUCCUGGGAAGGAAAGUGAUUCGCGUGGCAGCUGCUAUGGGAGGCUUGGCCACAGCAUCGGCCAUGUUUGCCAGCAGUGGUACUGCUUCAUUCUUGCAGAGCGAGGCUUUCAGGGAGCUGUUGAGCUACGAACAAGGUGACGACAGCCCUUCCGACUGGCGAAGCCAUCGUUUCGACACAGUAGCCAGGUUGCACCUGCUGAGGAGGCUUUGCACGAAUGGCAUUCUUGUGGGUCUUCCACUCAGCCCAGCCUUCUUAUCAGAUCCCAUCUAUGUUCUGGCAUGGCUGCUCUUGCUGGGCUUUGUGGUGUUUUACCUUCCUGGCUUGUCGAUUGUGCGGGUGUUGGUGUCACGCUUGAGCCGCUCUCUCGUGGAGCAAAUGAUGAACAACAUCGAAGCUGGUCCAGAGUCAUGGAAGGGCACUGGACAGUUCUGGCAAGUGAUGACCCAGAAGCACCAACAGAUGGAUCGUAUGCUCGAAAGAGCCUGGGCGCUCGCGAUGUGGUUUUUCUUGCCAUCUUUAGCCAACAAUGUGAUUUUUGGUGUGAUUGGUUUGGUGGUGUGCUUAUCUGCGGUGAUCACCAGUCAGAAUGCCUUGGUUGCCUUUACUGGUUUGUUCGUGAUUUGCUUAAACGUAUUCAACUUCGCAGAACGUCUCAAGGACAUGGCCAACAUUACCCAGAUGUGUAUGUCUACUACAGCUGAUACUCGCAGCAUUUUAACUCUUGCCAUUGCGAAGUCUGGCCCCAGUCCUUGCAGUGAAGCUGGUUUAAAGACUGCUGGUUACUCCAGUUGCGCAAAGGAGCGCUCAGAUCAUUCGCGCUUUCUGACUUAUUUGAUGGCCAAUCGUGCAGGGGGUGAAGAAUGGCAAGAACGUCCACAGUAA